UUUAAAUUCUAUAAUCUUUUCUUUUUCUUUUUGAGUCUUACUUUAUCCUUUCAUAUUUGCUGUCACACCUUGAAAAGGUCUAUUAUUUUACUCGCUCAUCUCCUCUUUUUAAGAAUCUUGUUUUGAAUCUUCAUGAAAGCUUUGCUCGUUAAAAAAUCAACAAACUCGUUGACUCUGCAAAACCCUCAUGUGCUAAGUUUCAAGUUUAUGUUCUUUUGAGCUCAAUGGCGGAUAGAUAUGAGAACCAACCUCCUGAGAAGCUUCAGGGGAAGUAUCAAGCAAUGGUUGUUUGCUGUAUUCUUGGAAUUGGAUCUCUCGUUUCUUGGAACAGUAUGCUCACUAUAGCAGAUUACUACUACAAAGUUUUUCCGGAUUAUCAUCCUUCAAGGGUACUCACACUUGUAUACCAACCGUUUGCGCUUGGAACAAUCUUGAUUCUCGCAUACCACGAAUCGAAAAUCAAUACUCGAAAACGUAACCUCAUUGGUUACAUUCUAUUCACAAUAUCCACAUUCUUGCUCAUAGUUUUGGAUUUGGCAACAAAAGGACGUGGUGGAAUCGGUCCUUAUAUCGGUUUAUGCGCUGUUGUUGCUUCUUUUGGCCUCGCGGAUGCUACAGUUCAAGGAGGAAUGAUCGGUGAUUUAUCAUUGAUGUGCCCUGAACUAGUUCAGUCAUUCAUGGGAGGUUUGGCUGUAUCUGGUGCGCUAACAUCAGCACUUCGGCUAAUAACUAAAGCAGCCUUUGAGAAAACAAACGACGGUCCACGAAAAGGAGCAAUGAUGUUCUUAGCUAUCUCCACAUGCAUAGAGUUACUCUGUGUGUUUCUAUAUGCUUAUGUGUUCCCGAAACUCCCGAUUGUUAAGUAUUACCGAAGAAAAGCCGCUUCUGAAGGAUCCAAAACUGUUUCUGCUGAUCUUGCUGCUGCUGGUAUCCAAAAUCAAUCAGACUUGACUGAUGAUGAUUCCAAGAAUCAAAGGCUAAGCAACAAAGAGCUAUUGAUUCAAAACAUAGACUAUGCAGUGAAUUUAUUCCUCAUCUACGUUUGCACGUUAUCCAUUUUCCCGGGGUUUUUAUAUGAAAACACAGGACAACACGGGCUAGGCGAUUGGUACGCACUUGUCUUAGUAGCGAUGUACAAUUGUUGGGACUUGGUCGGGAGGUACACACCACUGGUGAAAUGGCUCAAGAUUGAGAAUAGAAAGUUGAUCACAAUCGCGGUAUUGUCACGUUAUCUUCUCAUUCCGGCGUUCUACUUCACUGCGAAAUAUGGUGAUCAGGGAUGGAUGAUUAUGCUCAUUUCUGUUUUGGGGUUGACUAAUGGACAUCUCACUGUUUGCAUUAUGACUAUAGCUCCUAAAGGAUACAAGGGUCCGGAGCAGAAUGCGUUAGGGAACUUACUGGUGAUAUUUCUGUUAGGAGGGAUAUUUGCAGGAGUUGCUUUGGAUUGGUUAUGGCUUAUUGGUAAGAAGAAUGCCUUUUGAGUUUUAAUCACUCCAAAACAGUGGUUCACUUUAAGUUAAUUUGGAGGUUAAGUUGCUUUCAUAUUCUUUGCUUGUAACCUGUAAAAACAGAGGAUGUUUAAUUACAUUUUCUAUGUAUAUGGGGUGUUAAAGAAUGAUUAUUCCUAUAACUGACACAUGUCAUUAAGCCACAAGUUAAGGUGACAAUCUUCAAGUCGAUUGUAAGAAUAGGAUUGAGAGUGACCUCUUUCCCCGAUAUUUUUCGUAUUUGUUCUUUUCGACAACUUCUUUCGCAUAUUAGCAAACUUGGAUGAGUUUGUGUAUAUUCUUUUUAUCGCUUUGUUUGCUCUAAUGCUCUAGCUAAUUGGCUAAUUGCCUCAGGG
Arabidopsis thaliana (thale cress) is the source of this 1843-nucleotide messenger RNA. RefSeq names its product Major facilitator superfamily protein (gene FUR1). Gene Ontology annotation, molecular function: nucleoside transmembrane transporter activity. Gene Ontology annotation, biological process: nucleoside transmembrane transport. The record is from RefSeq and is marked reviewed. NCBI's taxonomy places the organism in Eukaryota, Viridiplantae, Streptophyta, Magnoliopsida, Brassicales, Brassicaceae. Gene Ontology annotation, cellular component: plasma membrane; membrane. The transcript is spliced from 9 exons. Bases 225 to 1481 code for a protein of 418 amino acids.